Molecule: messenger RNA, 3823 nt
Organism: Anopheles coustani
Lineage: Eukaryota; Metazoa; Arthropoda; Insecta; Diptera; Culicidae
Gene: Trc8
Product: protein TRC8 homolog
Exons: 8
Coding region: 127-2580 (817 amino acids)
Biological process (GO): ERAD pathway
Cellular component (GO): endomembrane system; endoplasmic reticulum
Molecular function (GO): ubiquitin protein ligase activity
Source: RefSeq, a predicted model, not a curated record
AUCACCAAAUUUCAAGUGCAAUGGAUGCGUAAGGAAGUGUCGAACGGGGCUACGUAAAAUUUCCUUCGGCUGUGCGUGUGUGUUAGCGAGUCCUGCUGCAGCAAGUGCAGUGCAAGUGUUCCCAAAAUGUCCGUGGUUCGAACGAAAGUCCUGGGACUGGUGGACGUGAUAAUGCGUGUGCCCAGUCUGUUUAUCAUAGACGAAAUACUCAAAAUGGGCAUGGGCGUGCCGAUGCAAGUGGCAUUGCAGGCGACCAACAGUACCGUCCAAUCAAAUUAUGAGCUCCCGAUGGAAAAAAUGCUCCCGGAGGACGAACGAGGAAUGCAGGAUAACAUUGAAAUGUACAAAGUCAUCUCGUUGGCCGUGCUCAAGUUUCUCAUCUGCCUGUUCGGUGCAAUCAGUGCGGCAUGUGUGUUUAUGCUUUGGACUCGUCAUUUAGUCAUCGUGUACAUGUACAUUCUCUCCGUGGGCUUGAUAUUUCUCUCCUACUGGAGCAAUGUGUCCGCACUGUCGGUCAUAUCGGAUAGCCCAAGCCUGUUGGAGGAUGUACUGUCGCUCAAUAUGGACCGGUUGCUCGAUCCGGGAGGUGUUCUAAUCUCCAUACUACCGCACCUAUUGGCCCAAUGGCUAAUGGGUGUCAUAUUCGCAUAUAUUCAUUUAGGACCCAGGUAUAAAAUCACCCAGAAAGCUCUGCCGUUUAGCUUUCUUAUGCCGUUGCUGCUCGCGAUGCUACCACUUCCGUCGGUGGUGUUGAAACAUUCCCCCGCGUUUGCUGCCAUCCUGCCCCUAGUGCUGUCCAAGAUUGCCCUCUGGAGUUCGUCUUUCGACGUGGUCAAGACGAUCCUCAACGGGUAUCAGCAUGCUCGCAAUUUUGCCGGUAACUUUGGCAUUGCGACGUUGAUCGAGAAUGAGUGGCAACGAUUGAACGUACCCUGCGUUCUGCGAGUCUUCUGGACCUUGCGGCUCACCGAACAUCUCGUCAGUCUGCUCAUGUCCUCCGAAGCACCACUACGGUUUGCGGCUACCGUUCAAAGCUUGCUAGUCAGUGGAUGCGAAACGCUUACGGCCGUUCUCGGUAUGACCAGUAUCAUCUCGCUGAUCUGCCACUACAUCGGUAAGAUGUUUCAGCUGUUCCUGCUCUCCGAGGACUAUGACGAGGACAAGUCGAUCGGUACGGUGUCUGCGAUACUGUUCUACAUUCUUGCCCUCCAGACAGGCCUUACAUCACUCACGCCAGACAAGCGUAUCGUCCGGUUGUGUCGCAAUAUGUGUCUGCUAGUGACGGCUUUGUUGCACUUUCUGCACAACAUUGUUGCACCCAUACUAAUGUCACUGAGUGCUGCUCGAAAUCCCUCACGCAAACGCCAUGCAAGGGCGUUAAUGGUGUGUGCUUUCCUUCUAAUCGCGCCGGGAUCACUGUUGACUGUGCUCUGGUCACGCCACUCUCCCUCCACCUGGCUGCUAGCCGUGACCGCUUUCUCGGUGGAAGUGAUCGUGAAGGUGCUCGUAAGCUUGGCAACUUACACACUCUUCCUGCUGGACGCACGUCGGCAAACGUUCUGGGAGAAGCUGGAUGAUUACGUCUACUACAUACGGGCGUUUGGCAACUCGGUCGAGUUUUGCUUCGGAAUUUUCCUCUUCUUUAAUGGUGCCUGGAUAUUGACGUUUGAGUCCGAAACGAUUCCCAUAGGCGGCGCCAUCCGUGCACUGAUGAUGGGCAUCCAUGCGUACUUCAACAUCUGGUGCGAGGCGCGUGCCGGCUGGGGUGUGUUCAUGAAGCGGCGUACGGCAGUGCACAAAAUUUCGUCCUUGCCGGAGGCAACCAUCGCCCAACUGCGCCAGUUCGACGAUGUGUGCGCCAUUUGCUAUCAGGACAUGACGUCCGCUAAGAUCACGCGCUGCAAUCAUUAUUUCCACGGUGUUUGUUUGCGUAAAUGGCUUUACGUGCAGGAUCGGUGCCCGUUGUGUCACGAGAUUAUUAUGAACCAAGAUGUAAAUCCGGGUGAGGAUGGUACUGAAGAACGAGUUCACGAUAAUGGACAGCCACAAGGCUCCGAUGCCAUUGGACUCCAAAAUAUGUCACAAAAUACAACUGGUGUCAAUUUGCAACCGCAAACCUCCGGACAAUCGAGUGGUACAUUACUUUCGUCACUGACGGAAGCUGAAAGUGAAGCGACUGGAGGCGAUACCACCAGCGGAAGCAGCAGUCAAAGUGGAAGCGAAGGUACGGGUGAUACAGGAAAUUUAACCAAUGGAAGCACCGGUAGCAGUAAUAGUAGCGGUGGUACCCUUUCCGGCAUGACGAAUAGUUCCCUCGUGUCAGCGGCUGCCAUCUCGUUCAAUCUUCGACGACAUCAUGCCCUGUUGCAACAACAGCAGCAAUCGCAACAAGCACAACAAUUGUUCGGAGAGCAGCAGUCGCGCAUGCAGCGGGAACUUCUGUCGGCGAGAAUAAGCUCCGAACCCACAGCGAGAUCUUCGCCCGGUCGGGCUGAAUCUGAGCAGCGACGAUCAUCCACAUCGACGGAUUGCGAUUGCGGUCAACAGGUUCCCAGCCUACUAGACGAUGAUCAUCCGUGAUGGAGCAUGAUGGACUGAAUGAACGGGUCAUAAGACGUGAGCUUACUGGGCGUGGGAUCGAAAGAGAUGUCGUCAAAUGUACAUUCGGGAACGUGAUGGAUUGGUAUAUGUGAGAGUGAAAGAGAGUAUGCAAGAGUGUAUAAUUUAUGUAUGACUGACGAAGGCGGCUCGGGACCGAUUGGAACGACAGCACUAUGCUGUUUGUAGAUCGUUUGGGACACUAACAAGCUGUUCCGAACGCUACCUGCAGAAGUGUGGUUUUUGGGAGAUGGGUUAGAAAUUAAUUGUAUCAAUAGGCUAUCUGAGCAACGCACCGAACGAAUUGCGUACGGACAAUUCGUCUAGCUUCUUACCGCCCCCUUAGACUUGCCACUUGUGGAUAGUGCGGGUAGCGCACAGAAUUUUCCAUCCAAACUAUUUCAUACUACAGGCCUCCAGUGAGGGUGGAAAAUUUGAUCUGCAAGCAACUGUUUACCGCAAGCGAUCGUCACACAACUGAGCAUCCCUUGCUGCACCUGGUACUGGUUGGAAAUGUGGAAAUGUUCUGAGAGAAAAACACGCACAAGCGUAACCGUGUGAGCUUGACUUAUUCGCGCAUCCAAUUGAUCCGCUCGAAAACGGGGAAGCGCACGGCCAAGCGAAACCAAUUGUGCAAUACUCUCUUUUCUUCCGCUCGACUUUCGUAACCACUGAACGAAUCUUGUGCGCGGCAAAAGGACGAACAACGGAAAAACAAACAAUUGACUUGCGAAUGUAAUUAAAAUCGAAUGCAAACCUGCAAACCCGCAAAACACAGUGACACCGUAAAGUAAAUGGGUGACAAACAUCAAGACAUUCACCUUAACUGCAAUCGAUUAAAACGAGCGCGGUUUCCGCGCAAUUAAAUCCGACUUACAACGUUUUCCUUUUCGCUCGCUUGUUGUUGUUUUUCUCAAAAUUACAUAAAUUCAACCAAAACAACGUGCAAUGUUUGAACGACUUUUCCUCCGUAAGGCAACCUUCGCCGGGAAGGAAUUUGUUCAUCAGCAAACGCAUGAAAUAGCAAAUCAAACUCAUUUCCGAGUAGAAACCAAAUUCGGGCACCUCGAAACCGACGUUAAUGGAGAAUGGUUAGAAGAUAUAUGUUUUUUUGUACAACGGAACAACGUUAGGAACAAAAAAGACACACCAUUUAGAUUAGAGAGAGGAAGCUUUUUUUUGUGGUAGAAGAAAGUGAUCAAGGAUGCUCUGUGUUAGAUUUUUA